This is a messenger RNA of Dichotomopilus funicola, 219 nucleotides long. RefSeq lists its product as uncharacterized. The transcript has a single exon. The record is from RefSeq and is a predicted model, not a curated record. NCBI's taxonomy places the organism in Eukaryota, Fungi, Ascomycota, Sordariomycetes, Sordariales, Chaetomiaceae. The annotation marks the transcript as partial.
GGUCAAGGCUCGUUUGAGAGGAGCAAGUACGUGAAGAUGUCUGCCGGUGACCCCAGAGUUGCAGACGGUCUCAAGUACACCAGGAACCAUGUGAGGCUUACGAAAAAUCUGCUUAAAACGGCCCCGUUGCUUCGCCCGGCAAACGUAACGCCGGCGAUUGGGUGGCACGAGAACGAGGUGUCUCUGUUCCAUGGUCACACGGUGAAGCAUUGGUCCUGA